Molecule: messenger RNA, 1152 nt
Organism: Dictyostelium discoideum AX4
Lineage: Eukaryota; Evosea; Eumycetozoa; Dictyosteliales; Dictyosteliaceae
Product: carbohydrate-binding domain-containing protein
Exons: 7
Coding region: 1-1152 (383 amino acids)
Molecular function (GO): carbohydrate binding
Source: RefSeq, a predicted model, not a curated record
AUGAAAUUAAUUUACUCUUUAUUAAUUUUAUUAAUCAUUGCUUUUUCAACUGCAAAAGCACAUAAAAACAAUUGUCCAAAAUCAGCUUAUUUCGAUAUUGCACCUUCAGAUUUAACUCAAUUCAAAGAUUUAUCGCCAGAUGAUCAACAAUUCCAUGCAAAAUAUAUGAGAAUUGCAAUUAAUGUUGCUGUUGAGAAUAAUUCUAAAUUUGGUGCUGCUAUUGUUCACAAAAACGGUACUUUAAUGUGUACUGGUGCCAACACUGGUGGUUCAAGAAUGUAUCAUGGUGAAGUUAAAGCCAUCAUGAAUUGCACUGAUCUCUAUGGUAAAGCUACUUGGGAAGAUCAUUAUUUGUAUACUACUGGUGAACCAUGUCCAAUGUGCUCAGCAGCUGCCAUGUGGACUAAAUUUGAUAAAGUUAUUUUUGCAUCAUAUGUUUCAGUUAUGUAUUGCGAACGUUGCUUCAAUCAAUUACCAAUGGAUGCCAAUGAAAUCUUCAAAUUAGGUUAUGGUAUUAAUCAUAAUACUGUUUUAAUUGGUGGAGUUUUAGAAAAUAUUACCGAUACAUUUUUCCCAAGUCUUUGUGGUACCAUUGGAGGCUGGAGUGUUGUACCAGUUUGUCAAGAAAACUGGACCAGAGAAUGCCCAAGACCAUCCAGAUACUUUGGUAACACUAAACCAACUAAACCAACUACUCCAACUCCAACCCCAACCCAAACCCCAACUCCAACUCAAACACCAACUCAAACUCCAACUCAAACUCCAACACAAACCCCAACUGAAACCCCAACACAAACACCAACUGAAACCCCAACACAAACACCAACACAAACCCCAACUCAAACACCAAGUCCAACUCCAUCAGCGUGUUCAGCAAAUGUUACCCAAAAGAUUAUUAAUCAAUGGUACAGUAACAAUGUUUACUAUAUUCAAGUUGAUGCUACCAUCAAUAACAAAGGUUCUAAACCAGUAAGAGGUUUCAACUUCCAAUUACAAAACGUUCAAGACAUAUGGAAUGCUGAUCAAACCUCAACCAACAAUUACAAACUCCCAAGUUGGUUAGGUGAAAUCCCUGUAAAUGGUGCUCACCAAUUUGGUUACAUCCAAAGAUCAACAUCACUCACUCCAAUAACUGGCACUCCAUCUUGUUAA